GUGUCAUUAUAAAAAAAUAUUUUAUAUUAUGUGGAUCGAAUAAAGUUAGUCUUUGUUAGUAAUUCACAAAGACCACACCUUUAAGAUGUUUGUAAAUAUAUUUUUAAGUUUAUUAGUGCUACGUUCGUGUUAUCUGGUAUAUAGUGAACGAUAUUGCAGCGAUUGUCAAAUUUAUUACACAUGUAAAGCAGCAGUUGAUUAUGCUCGGUUCAAGCCAGGCGACGAAACAAACAAGCUUUUUGAGAAAGCUGCGUGUGGAACAGAAACGGAAGAUGAAGACUCCGACUUUAUGGUAUGUUGCUCAGACUUUCCCAGCUUAAAUACAAGUCCACAAUCAACGCCUCCGGGAAGAAAAUUGGAAAGUAAAUAUGCAGAAUCGAAUGAAGAAAACUUUGAUUCGAUUUCGAUCGAAGAACAAUUUCCCAACAUGAUUCCGGAUAAAUGCGGCAGCAUUUUGGGAAAUCGAAUAUUUGGCGGCAGAAAAGCUAAACUAUUCGAAUUUCCAUGGAUGGUACUGAUCGCUCAUGAAACACGCGAAGGUCCCCAAUUUCAAUGUGGUGGAACUAUCAUUACCUCUAAAUAUAUUCUGACAGCGGCUCAUUGUGUCGUUGAUAAAAAAAUCGCAUCUGUCAGAAUAGGAGAGUUUGAUAUUAAUUUGGAAAAGGAUUGCGACUAUGAAAAGCACAAAACUAUCUGCAAAAAAGAAGUCCAGGAUAUGUAUGUCACAGAAAUAAUUCCACAUGAAAAUUAUCAAAGAUCACCAACCGCGAAUGACAUUGCUUUGCUGCGAGUAGAUGGCGAGAUCGUCUUUAACUACCCAAACGUGGAACCAAUCUGCCUACCACUGUCAUUUGAACUACGUAGCAAACAUCUGGAUCAUGAAUACGGCACAGUAGCUGGUUGGGGCUUCACUGAAACUGGUAGAGAAUCUGGAGUAUUGUUGAGAGUCGAAGUUCCUGUGAAAACUGACGCUGAAUGUAAAGGUUACUACAACAGAAAUACCCGGGAGAUCAUUAAUAAACAAUUCUGCGCAGGAGAUUUCAAAAAGGACUCUUGUAAUGGUGACUCCGGAGGACCUCUAAUGAUGAAAGCUAACUACAAUGGUGUCAAUAGUUACGUCCAGUAUGGCAUCGUGUCGAAGGGUCCAAUACAAUGUGGAUCGUCGUUCCCAGGCAUUUACACGGAUGUCAGAGAAUACGUCGAUUGGAUAUUAGAUAAUAUUAAAGAAUAAUUAAAUUAUCGGAAA
This is a messenger RNA of Pieris rapae (cabbage white), 1246 nucleotides long. RefSeq names its product CLIP domain-containing serine protease 2-like. NCBI's taxonomy places the organism in Eukaryota, Metazoa, Arthropoda, Insecta, Lepidoptera, Pieridae. The record is from RefSeq and is a predicted model, not a curated record. Bases 86 to 1231 code for a protein of 381 amino acids. Gene Ontology annotation, biological process: proteolysis. The transcript is spliced from 6 exons. Gene Ontology annotation, molecular function: serine-type endopeptidase activity.